AUGAACCGCGCUCUUUUCCUUCUCAUCAUGUUUGCUAUCUUUAACAUAACCGUCAGUCAAUUCUAUCUUUCCACUUGUGCCAGAAUGGACGUAUUCCUUCUGGAUAAAGCUGCUAGAGCAGCAUGUAUCACGUCGUGCAGCAUUCAGAACUGCGGAACGGGAUAUUGCAAGAAAAGAAGUGGACGAAAAACAUGCGUAUGCUACCGUUGCGCCAAUGGUGGAAACGUCCCACUGGAUUCUCUAGUGGGUAAGAAAGGAAAAUGA
Messenger RNA from Haemonchus placei, 264 nucleotides. Lineage: Eukaryota; Metazoa; Nematoda; Chromadorea; Rhabditida; Trichostrongylidae. The record is from the annotation of a GenBank genome assembly.